AUGGUUCGGACAAAUCUCUGUUGCUUUUUGUGUCCGACAAAUCCAAACGUACAACUUACAGAGAUUGUGUUGGAACUUCAGAAGCAGAUGAGACAGAUGAAAAAUUUUAUAAAGAAGAUGAAGAGAAAAGCUCAUGCAAGAAAAUCAUCAUUUCACACACUGCUAUCUCGUACCAAGAAGCAUCGGACAUCUCAUUUGGAAGAACAGAAUGUUCCUCCCACACAUCAGAGCGGUGUUGAGCCUUCACACGUCAAACCACGCGAUAUCGAUCUGCCAACUGACAAGGUGAUGUUCAAUACGCAUCCAGCCAUCUAA
Messenger RNA from Eruca vesicaria subsp. sativa (arugula), 315 nucleotides. Lineage: Eukaryota; Viridiplantae; Streptophyta; Magnoliopsida; Brassicales; Brassicaceae. The record is from the annotation of a GenBank genome assembly.